Messenger RNA from Rattus rattus (black rat), 1067 nucleotides. It is a transcript of the gene Nus1, whose product is annotated as NUS1 dehydrodolichyl diphosphate synthase subunit. The record is from RefSeq and is a predicted model, not a curated record. Gene Ontology annotation, cellular component: endoplasmic reticulum membrane; dehydrodolichyl diphosphate synthase complex. Gene Ontology annotation, molecular function: ditrans,polycis-polyprenyl diphosphate synthase [(2E,6E)-farnesyl diphosphate specific] activity. NCBI's taxonomy places the organism in Eukaryota, Metazoa, Chordata, Mammalia, Rodentia, Muridae.
GCCCGCGCCGGCCGCUGGGGCGGAUAAAACCCCGUCGCGCCGCGGGUGAGGGCCGGAGGGAGGAGACGGUGCCCGAGCGCCACAGGAGUAUGACGGGGCUGUACGAGCUGGUGUGGCGGGUGCUGCACUUGCUGUUCUGCCUGUACCGCACGCUCACCUCCUGGCUCCGCGUUCGCUUCGGCACAUGGAACUGGAUCUGGCGGCGCUGCUGUCGCGCCGCCUCCGCCUGCUCCCUAGCGCCGCUCGGCUUCACGCUCCGCAAGCUCCCGGCCGUCGGCAGGAACCGGCGUCAUCACCGGCACCCGCACGGGGACCGGGACCAGCCGCCACCCACCCCCCGGCUGCGCUGGCGCGCGGACGGCCGGUCCCUGCAGAAGCUGCCGGUGCACAUGGGCCUGGUGAUCACCGAGGAAGUGCAGGAGCCCAGCUUCUCAGACAUCGCCAGCCUCGUGGUGUGGUGUAUGGCCGUGGGGAUCUCCUACAUUAGCGUCUACGACCACCAAGGUAUUUUCAAGAGAAAUAAUUCCAGAUUGAUGGAUGAAAUUUUAAAACAACAGCAGGAACUUUUGGGCCAAGAUUGUUCCAAAUACUCACCAGAGUUUGCAAAUAGUAACGACAAAGACGAUCAAGUUUUAAAUUGCCCAUCGGCAGUGAAGGUGCUGUCCCCAGAAGAUGGAAAAGCGGACAUAGUGCGAGCCGCCCAGGACUUUUGCCAGUUAGUAGCCCAGCAGCAGAGGAAGCCCACAGAGCUAGAUGUAGAGCUGCUCGACAGCUUACUGAGUUCACAUGGCUUCCCUGAUCCUGACCUAGUGUUGAAGUUUGGUCCUGUGGACAGCACGUUAGGCUUUCUUCCCUGGCAAAUCAGAUUGACUGAGAUCAUCUCUUUGCCUUCUCACUCAAACAUCAGCUAUGAGGACCUUUUCUCCGCCCUCCGGCAGUAUGCAGCUUGUGAACAGCGUCUGGGGAAGUAAUGGUCCCUGCUUGCAUAAUUUGACUUCAGGCUUUUGGAGAAAAGGACCCAAGUGACUGAUGUUUACAAAGUACCUAUAAAACUCUGUACACACCUA